Molecule: messenger RNA, 619 nt
Organism: Salpingoeca rosetta
Lineage: Eukaryota; Choanoflagellata; Craspedida; Salpingoecidae
Exons: 1
Coding region: 1-561 (186 amino acids)
Source: RefSeq, a predicted model, not a curated record
AUGUCCACACCCAAGAAGUGCCCGCCACCCUCUGACAUCUUCGCCUUUAUGGAGGAGAUGGAUAAAGCGAGGCUUCACCAAAUCAUCGCAUCACAUAUGCAGUACCCCAAGACAAAGAAUCUCAACGAGCAUGACGCUCCCCUUGUGAAGGCGAACUAUCACUGCGACGGACCCAGCCAGUGCGACUUUCGUGAGGUGCUGCAAGCCAUCCAAGAUAACCCUGAGCUGCGAGCAUAUGGCAGUCAGGCUGUUCUGAAGAAAAUCGUCGAGGACAUCCGCGACAACGCAGAAGACCACAUGGCUGCGCAUCUGGAUGGGUUCCAGAUCUACCGCUGUGGCAUCGACCUUCUCCGCUUGCAACGCGUGGACGACAAGGGGAAGCCCGUGUCGGACUCUCGAACGGGGUUUGUUGAGUGGAACGACACGCGGGAUGCUCUUUCACGAGAAAUUGAAAGGAAGCGUAUGGAGUUCUUCCACGAUGUGGCUUUGCACGCUGCGAACCCAUGGUGGCGUCGUGUUUACUCUUCUGUCUCUGUGUUUGGCGCCUCUAGCGUCGAGUGACACGCAUCUGCUUGUUCGUGUGUUCUUUUGUCGUCAACCCCCCCCCAACUUGUUCCUA